UUUACAAUUAUCACUCAGCACGUGCUGUACAACAGGCGAAAGAAAAGAUUUCAACUGCUGCUUUCUUGACUAGCACUGCUGUAAAGCUAACCAUGGGAGGAAUGGAGUGUCUGAUUGGGAUCCAGUGUGACUCGUUCACCAUCCUAGCCCACGACAACUUCGCAGGGCGUAGCAUUCUAGCUAUGAAGCAAGAUCAAGACAAGCUCUUCAAAUUAGAUGAUAAUGUCGGAAUAGUUGUCUGUGGAGAAGCUGGAGACACUGUUUACUUUGGAGAGUACGUUCAGAAAAACAUUGCUCUGUAUCGCACAAGAAAUGGCUAUUCUCUGAGCAUCGAAUCAACGGCACACUUCACUCGCAAUGAGCUAGCCGAGUCUCUUCGAAGCCGACGUCCGUUUGUUGUCAAUUUAUUGCUGGGAGGCUUUGAUUCAAAGGAGUCUAAAUCCUAUCUCUAUUGGAUGGACUACCUUGGAACACUUGGCACUGUGCCGUACGGUGCUCAAGGCUAUGGCUCCAACUUUGUCCUGGGCCUGCUCGAUCGUUACCAUCGUUCCAACAUGACCGUGGCCGAGGGGGUGGAGCUUCUGGAGAAAUGCGUCAAAGAAAUUCAGAAAAGAUUGAUUAUUAAUUUGCCGUCGUUUUCGUAUUAUGUCAUCGAUUCGAAUGGAUUUUCUGAGAAGAGAACAAUCACUGCAUCAGCUGGCAGUGGUGAGGGAGCAGUGCCCUCCAGCUCAGUCAGUGAGGUUGCUAUGAUGUCUUGAACAAUUCAAACUAUACAUUAUAAUUAUAUAGGAUACUUAGUUUAUAUACAACUAUAUUAUAAUGUAUGCUAUCAUGCAUGUUCAAAGUUACGACAAGUGUCUUUAUUUGCUUUAUUGUUGCAUAUAUAAUCAGUCAUGACUUGUGACUGACUUAUUGUAUAUACAAUAUUCAUGCAACAUUUUUUCAUCAGAUGAUGUCACAUUGACUAUAUAUAUUGAUAACUCAA
This is a messenger RNA of Halichondria panicea, 985 nucleotides long. RefSeq names its product proteasome subunit beta type-2-like. Gene Ontology annotation, cellular component: proteasome core complex; nucleus; proteasome core complex, beta-subunit complex. Gene Ontology annotation, biological process: proteasomal protein catabolic process. The record is from RefSeq and is a predicted model, not a curated record. NCBI's taxonomy places the organism in Eukaryota, Metazoa, Porifera, Demospongiae, Suberitida, Halichondriidae. The transcript has a single exon. The coding region runs from base 93 to 758 and encodes 221 amino acids.